AUGAUGCCUCAACAGAGGAGUUUUAUUGAUGUUGUGAUGCGGCAUAACCCGCCAACAUAUUCUGGUUCCGUAGAGCCUGGAGUUCUUGAGUUCUGGGUUGAAAAGAUAGAAAAGAUAUUUCGUGUUGUUCAGGUUCCACCGGAUCAACGAGUCAAUAUCGGGGCUUAUUUCUUGGAAGGUCGAGCAAAUCGGUGGUGGUUAGCAAAGAAGCAAGAGCUGCUGGACUUGAACCAGGGUUCGAUGUCAGUCGAGGACUAUUUUGUAAAGUUCAAUGAGCUGGAGAUAUAUGUUCCUGACUACUUUUCCUGUGAGCGAGAUAGAGUUGAUCAUUUUGUAGAUGGGUUGCAGCAGAGGAUUCAAGAAGCUUUAGUUGUGUUGGAUAUCAGUUCGUUGUAUAAGGCUUACGAGCGUGCUGCUAGAUUCUAUCAGAAGCAGGAAGUCAGGUAG
Molecule: messenger RNA, 447 nt
Organism: Andrographis paniculata
Lineage: Eukaryota; Viridiplantae; Streptophyta; Magnoliopsida; Lamiales; Acanthaceae
Exons: 2
Coding region: 1-447 (148 amino acids)
Source: RefSeq, a predicted model, not a curated record